Trichosurus vulpecula (common brushtail) is the source of this 1912-nucleotide messenger RNA. It is a transcript of the gene PNRC1, whose product is annotated as proline rich nuclear receptor coactivator 1. Bases 276 to 1271 code for a protein of 331 amino acids. The transcript has 2 exons. The record is from RefSeq and is a predicted model, not a curated record. NCBI's taxonomy places the organism in Eukaryota, Metazoa, Chordata, Mammalia, Diprotodontia, Phalangeridae. Gene Ontology annotation, cellular component: nucleus; P-body. Gene Ontology annotation, biological process: nuclear-transcribed mRNA catabolic process, nonsense-mediated decay.
GGCGGUCUCGCUCCGAGAAGGUCGGGCGCAGGGCGGGGCUUCUGAUAACAACACUCCGGACUCAAGUCGGGGCUAUUUGUUGCUGCGCCGCCGCCGCCGCCGCCGAUCGGGGGGCUGUCCCUUCCUCAGCUAUGCUCAGCGCUCUUCCCGCAUUCUCGUAGCCAGCGCUAGAGCAGCAGUUGCCUCCCGUUGCCCUGCGACCGCUCUCUUCUGUCUUUUCCUUCUACUUUUUCCCUUUUCCUCCGUCCCCUAACCGCUCCCCACCUGCCAGCUCCAUGACGGUCGCCUCAGUCCCGCAGCGGGAGCCGCUCAUUCUGGGCUGCCGCCUGGCUCCGCUGGGCUUUGCCCCCCGGGCUUACUUCGGACACUUCCCCAUGAUGACCGCGGUACCACCGCCUCCUUUCCCCCGGCUCCCGGACCCUCGGGCUCUGCCCCCCAACCUCCUCCUCCACUUUCUGGGUGACAGCCGCUGCCGGACCCCACAGCCGCCCACUCCGGUACCCCCUCCCCCGCCCCCGCCUCCAGCGCCGCCGGGAACCUGCAACCCCCGGGCAGCCCCCAAGAAGCGAAGAAAGAAGAAGAUCCGGCCCAGCCCGGCGGGACAGCUCCCCAGCCGCUAUCACCAGUACCAGCAGCACCGGCCGAGUCUCGAGGGUGGGGGCAGCCCGAGUAGAGCCCAGGGGAUCCCGGCCCAUGCGCCCGCCGCUGCCUCGUCCCCCGGCCCUGCUCCAGGAGCCCGGGCCGAGGAGCCGAGUUCCGCUGCCACCCCGGGGAGCCCGCUGCCCGGCGCCGCUGCGGCCAGCCUCCCGCAGCCGACCAGAAAGGAAGUUUUUAAAUCAAAGAUGGGAAAGUCUGAGAAGAUUAUCAUUCCCCCUGGCCAACUUGUUCACAGUAUACAUUUGUGUGAACAACCAAAGAUUAACAGACAGAAAAGCAAAUGUAACAUACCACUAACCAAGAUCAGCUCUGCAAAAAGAAAUGAAAAUAACUUUUGGCAGGAUUCUGUAGCAUCGGAAAUCAUUCAGAAGCAGGAGAAAAAGCCUUUUAAAAAUACUGAGAACAUCAGAAACAUGAAUCUGAAGAAAUCAGCUUUUCAAACUGAAGUGAGCCAAAAGGAAAAUUAUGCUGGGGCAAAGUUUAGUGAUCCACCAUCUCCUAGCGUCCUUCCAAAACCUCCAAGUCAUUGGAUGGGGAGCACUUUUGAAAAUUCCAGCCAAAAUAGGGAGCUGAUGGCAGUACAUUUGAAAACUCUCUUAAAAGUUCAAGCUUAGUCUCCAGAUUCAAACUAUGUACAAAAAAAACAUAGUUUUUCAAGGUUUCUGGAUACUUUAAAAAAAAAUCAGUACAGAAAUUGGUAUUUGCCUUGUGACCAGAAGUGCAAAAGACAGUUUUAAAGAUGUCAUUCAAACUUGUAUUUUAUAUUUUGUAAAUACUGUAUACCAUGUAAUAUGUGUAUAUUGUUCAUAUCCUGAGAGGUACAUUAUAGUUUUGUUAUGAAAGUAUUUUGCACUGCCUUAAAUGGUAGGUGUUUUGUAUAUAUAAAAAGGAAUAGUUUAACGUGUGCUAAGGCACAUGGAUGACUGAUGCAUUUGCACAAGGUAUUGAGAACUUUUCAAGGAGAAACAGUUAUCUCAUUUCAAGGUGAAGAUCUAAAUGUGAACAAUUUACUAAAUGCACUACUGAAAUUUUAACUCUGUGGCACAAUCAUUGUAAACAUGGAGUUUUUGUGUUGCUCUACAAUAGAUUUUUGCUUUCUCAUUGCAAAUAUUGGUAAAACUUGUUUCCACUUUUACCAAGGUUAACUUUGUGUUUGGUCAAGAUCCAUUUUAAAGCAUUUCUUACUGCUUUAAUGCCAGAAAAAAUUGGUUGUAUUCAAAUUUUAAAAUAAUAAUUUGGCCUCCCCUUUAAACAA